This is a messenger RNA of Copidosoma floridanum, 3300 nucleotides long. RefSeq names its product RNA-binding protein 45. Gene Ontology annotation, molecular function: RNA binding. The record is from RefSeq and is a predicted model, not a curated record. Lineage: Eukaryota; Metazoa; Arthropoda; Insecta; Hymenoptera; Encyrtidae.
CGAGAGUGUCUGCACUGCUGCUCUCUCAAUUUCAGUCAAUGGUCGGUCAAUGCUCAUGCUUUGCUUGUUGCAACAUAAGUAUAUAACACUUAGUAAACAGGGAGGAAGGCUGCAAAACGGAGCAGCAGCAGCACUGACCGAAGACCGAACACAUCAGAUUUCAUUACACUUAUCUACAUAAUAUCUACACCAGUUUGAUAGUACCUAUACAUACUUACCGGAUCGCAAAUAUACAUCGCAACACUCGCAACUAUCGCGAGUUGCAUGUGAUAAGUAUCGCGAGUAAUUAAGUACAAGUUGUACUUACCUAGCGUAGUUUCGGGAGAGCAAACAUAGCUGGUGUGUGUACCAGUGCGAGUAGUACUUAUAGGGGUACUUGUAAUAUUUACGUAGGAGGCUAGGAGGUUGGAGUUAAUUAAAAAAAAGAGUAUACUUACGCCGAAAGUAACGUGAGCAGGGAGUUGCAAAAUGGCCGACUACAACCGGGACCGCGACCGUGGGGAUUAUUAUGGUGGCUCCACCACCAAUGGUUCCGGGUACAAUAACGAUGUUCGCUCCAAGAACGAUGACCCUCCAAACUCCAGACUCUUCGUCAUCUGUCACAAGAGCUUCGAGGAGGAAAACCUGCGCAAGGCUUUUGAAAAAUUUGGCAAAAUUGAGGACAUCUGGGUUGUCAAGGAUCGUAGCACGGGUGAAAAUAAAGGAGUCACCUACAUCAAGUUCUCGAAGACUUCUGAAGCGGCUUUUGCUCUUGAGGAGAUGAAUGGCAAGUCACUUGGGAACAUUGGCAGGCCGAUAAAAGUCAUGAUUGCCUCCAAUCGAGAUCAAGGAUCUGUAAGAGAAACUAAUGAAGAGGAACGUUGGGUCAGAUUAUUCUGUGUCUUGCCAAAAUCUAUGACAGAUUCAGACUUACAGGAUGAAUUUUCAAGGUAUGGUCAGAUUGAAUAUGCUACUGUUGUCAAGGAUAGGUCAACAAACGAGUCCAAAGGCUUUGGCUAUGUUAAAUUCAGAAAGGUAUCCAGUGCAGCAAGAGCUUUUGAAGAAUGUGACCGGAAAUUCAAAGCUGUUUUUGCUGAACCCAAAAAACCCAAAAUACCUGAUCACUCACAAUCAGAACCGAAAUUUGGUAAUGGAGUGUCCAUCAAUUAUGAUAACCCAAACAAUUCAAACUAUUCCAACAGUUACAAUAAAAAUAGCAUAGGAUUGGAGAUAGGAAGUAACUAUCCCAAUCCGGAAGGUUACACAAAACUCCAAGUCAUUGCACAUCCAGCAUUAAAUCAAGAUCAACUUUGGAAAUUGUUUGAUGUUGUACCUGGCAUGGAUUAUUGUCAUCUCAAGGCAGAUGCAAGGUACCGAAUGCCACGGGGUCAAGCUACCGUUGUUUAUACAAAUCCAAGUGCAGCUGCUUAUGCCAGAGAGAAGUUGCAUGGCUUUGAAUACCCUCUUGGUCACAGACUAAUUGUUAAGCCAGAUUUAUCAGGAGCACCACAACCAUCAAAGCCCAUAUUAAAGCAAGGCAUUUCCAAUAACAACAUAACUUCAGGAGGUGUCACUGCAUCUAGAACAGACUUGGCACACCUUGCAGAAACUAUUGCUCAAGCCACAUCUCUGAUACAAGCUGCUGGCUUAACAGCUCCAUCUCUAGAUCACUGUCCUAAUAAGUUACCUCCCGUACAACCCAUGGCCGAUAUAGAUGCAGACGUUGCUAAGCGAUGUUUCAUUGUGUGUGGACCUCCAGUUCCUCCGAUUUAUGCCAUGAGAGAUGCAUUUUCCAGAUUUGGAAAUUUAAUUGACGUGUACAUGCUUCCUGGAAAAAAUUGUGGCUAUGCCAAAUUCGCUUCUGUUGAUAGCGCCAAUCGUGCUAUUGAGGUUCUUCAUGGCCAAGAGAUUUGUGGUUCUCGUCUGAAAGUCUUGGAGGCGGAAGAGCGAAAUGCGGGUGAUGAUAGAAGGAAACGUUUGAGGAUGGACGAGGAUGAACGUUAAUAAUGAAAAAAAACUUACCGACUGGUAAUACACAAUGCAGGACGCCACGCCACGAAUUGAGACAAUUUAUAAAGACACACUUGACCACAUCGAGCCUGCAACAGAAGAAAACUACCACGACCAUUCUUACUUUUAACUGUCGCUUACUUUCGUCAUAUUUUAACGUUUAACUGAAGUACUUGAUUUUUUUUUUUUUCAUUGAUUAUCACAACACUUGACACCGGACAUCACGGUAAACAUUGAUUUCAACAUGUCUGUACUCUUUAAUGCAACAUACAUUUCUGCACAAUCAUUGCGAUUGGGCAAAAGAAAAAGUAGAAAUCAGAACAAAAAAAUUAUAAGUUUUUAAACACCAAUCGAGUAAUUCUGGCAAAGUUAUCGUAUUUGCAAUUAUACAAACUAUAAAUCUCAUCAAUUACAGAAGCGCGAAUCUUACCAUUCUUGAAAAAGUAUUUUGAUAAUUUUAUAGAAUCUGUAAUUGUGUAUGGUACAUCAGUAUGUGUACUUUUAUAAAUAUACACAUUAAUCGUAUAUAAUAUAUUCUAUAUAGCUACAUUUGACAAAUAUUGUAGAGUUAGUCCUAGUUGUACUGUUAACUUCAAACCUUAUAUUUUUUAUGAUUCUUUCUAGCUAUAGUUAUUGUAGAUUAGUGAAUAAUUGGCUGAUAAAUCUGAAUGUCUUAAUUACUAGACAGCUAAGUCUUCAAGCCUAUUUUUAGUAAUUAAUUUUGGUAAUUCGACGUAAGGUGGUAUUGUACGUUAUCAAUAUCAAAAGUGUGUUUUUUUUUUACUUGCUUAGUUUGUAGGAAAACUUUUGUUCAAAAUAAAUUGACUCAGAAAUAUCGGUGUUUUUACGUGUUAUAGUCUACUAGGUAUUCUCAACAAGCGCUUCUAAAAAAAACUUCGAAACAUUAAAAUACCUUUUAAAUUAGCGAGUCAAGCGAUUCUGGUAAAUGAAAUGAUUGCUGAUUCGCGUCGUCCACGGUUACCUAGCAUCUUUAAAGGUCCAAUAAUGGUCGAUAAACAAUCAAUGUGAUCAAUGCCAUCUCUGUAUACUUUUUUAUUUGUAUAGUUUGUUUACGUUUCGAAUAAUAAAUUUAGAAAAAACGCAUAAAUAAACAUACGAGUAUGCAUGUGAAUUUUUCUUCUGUUCUCAAAAACGAGUACGAUACAUGCAAAUUAUUAGAAAUUCGAUGCAAAUCUAAGAAACUGAAAAUCUACAUACAAAAUGCUUUUGCAUUUAUAAUUGUAUAUUUAUUUGAAAGAGGAAACAAGUAGGAGUAAGAGAGAAAGAGGAAAAACAGUAAAAAAAAAAAAA